Messenger RNA from Carassius gibelio (silver crucian carp), 3923 nucleotides. Its product is annotated as alpha-actinin-2. Gene Ontology annotation, cellular component: Z disc; cell junction; plasma membrane. The coding region runs from base 158 to 2938 and encodes 926 amino acids. Gene Ontology annotation, biological process: actin cytoskeleton organization; muscle cell development. Lineage: Eukaryota; Metazoa; Chordata; Actinopteri; Cypriniformes; Cyprinidae. The record is from RefSeq and is a predicted model, not a curated record. Gene Ontology annotation, molecular function: calcium ion binding; actin filament binding. The transcript has 20 exons.
CUGCUCGCGCACUGCGGCCGCGAGACUGGAAACCAGCACGGACGAGAGAGAGACACCUGAGGCGCUGAAGAGUCCACUUACACCCAACUAAAGCUCAGAAUACGAAUAUCACAAUUUACCCAUCGAAUAGGAGAAUAUAACGCUUGAAGGGUUGAAAAUGAUGAAUCAGAUCGACCUUUCGGAUCCAUAUGAUAAUGGAUAUGAACCGGACGAUUACAUGAUGCCGGAGGAAGAAUGGGAUCGGGAUUUACUGUUGGAUCCAGCAUGGGAAAAACAGCAACGGAAGACGUUCACGGCCUGGUGCAACUCUCACCUGAGGAAAGCUGGGACACAGAUUGAGAACAUAGAGGAAGACUUCAGGAAUGGCCUCAAACUAAUGCUGCUGCUUGAAGUCAUCUCAGGUGAGAGGUUACCCAAGCCUGACAGAGGAAAGAUGCGUUUUCACAAGAUAGCCAAUGUCAACAAAGCCCUUGAUUUCAUCACCAGUAAAGGAGUGAAACUGGUCUCCAUUGGGGCUGAAGAAAUUGUAGAUGGGAAUGUGAAAAUGACUCUUGGAAUGAUCUGGACCAUCAUCCUUCGCUUCGCCAUUCAGGAUAUCUCUGUUGAACAAACUUCGGCCAAAGAAGGACUUCUGCUGUGGUGUCAGAGGAAGACUGCUCCUUACAGGAAUGUCAAUGUUCAAAACUUUCAUGUCAGCUGGAAGGAUGGAUUGGCGCUGUGCGCUCUCAUCCACAGGCACAGGCCUGACCUCAUUGACUACGCCAAACUCAACAAGGAUGAUCCACUGGGUAAUCUGAAUUUGGCAUUUGACAUUGCUGAAAAACAUCUGGACAUCCCCAAAAUGCUGGAUGCCGAGGACAUCCUGAACACCCCUAAGCCUGAUGAGAGAGCUAUUAUGACAUAUGUGUCCUGUUUCUACCAUGCCUUUGCUGGAGCUGAACAGGUAUUGUGUUUUGCAUGUGCUAGAUUUAGCAGAUUUAGUAAGUAUCCUUCCAUCCAUCUCUACCUUAGUUCUUACUGUAUCUCUCUCCCUCAGGCUGAAACCGCUGCUAACAGGAUCUGUAAGGUGCUGGGAGUGAAUCAGGAAAAUGAGAAGCUGAUGGAGGACUAUGAAAAACUGGCUAGUGAGCUGUUGGAGUGGAUCAGACGUACCAUUCCUUGGCUGGAGAACCGUGUGCCAGAGAAGACCAUGUCAGAGAUGCAGCGGAAGCUGGAGGAUUUCCGAGAUUACCGCAGGAAGCACAAACCUCCCAAAGUGCAGGAGAAGUGUCAACUGGAAAUCAGCUUCAACACCCUUCAGACUAAACUCCGCAUUAGCAACCGGCCUGCAUUUAUGCCUUCUGAGGGCAAGAUGGUUUCGGACAUAGCAAGUGCCUGGCAGGGGCUGGAACAGGCAGAGAAGGGCUAUGAGGAAUGGCUGCUGACGGAGAUCAGGAGACUGGAACGACUAGAUCAUUUAGCAGAGAAAUUCAGGCAGAAAGCUACCAACCAUGAGUCCUGGGCUGCAGGUAAGGAGGAGAUGUUGACCCGGAAGGACUACGAGUCAGCAUCUUUAAUGGAAGUCCGAGCUUUGCUGAGGAAACACGAGGCAUUUGAGAGUGACCUUUCGGCCCACCAGGACAGAGUUGAGCAGAUUGCUGCUAUUGCUCAGGAGCUCAAUGAGCUGGACUAUCAUGAUGUUGCUUCGGUGAAUCAAAGGUGUCAAAGUAUUUGUGACCUCUGGGACCACCUGGGUACACUCACUCAGAAACGCAGAGAGUCUUUGGAGAGGACAGAGAAACUUUUGGAGACUGUGGAGCAGUUGUUUCUGGAAUACGCAAAGAGGUCCGCACCCUUUAAUAACUGGAUGGAGGGAGCCAUGGAAGACUUACAGGAUAUGUUCAUAGUGCACACCAUUGAAGAGGUCCAGACUCUGAUAGCUGCUCACGAGCAGUUUAAGGCCACACUUCCUGAGGCCGAUGCAGAAAGGCAGGCGAUCCUUGGCAUACAGCAGGAAGUCCUGAAGAUCUCCCAGAAUUACGGCAUUCGUGGAGACCUCACUAACCCCUACAGCACCAUAACUACAGAGGAGAUUGCCAUCAAGUGGGACAAGGUGAAGAAGCUGGUUCCCCAGCGUGACAGUGCUCUGCAGGAGGAGUUAGCGCAACAGCAUGCUAACGAAAGGCUCAGACGCCAGUUUGCUGCCCAAGCCAACCUCAUCGGACCCUGGAUACAGGCCAGGAUGGAGGAAAUUGGUCGUUGUUCAAUGGCGAUGGGCGGGACUUUGGAGGAUCAGAUGACCCAGCUGAAGCAAUGCGAGCAUGUGAUCGUCAGCUAUAAACCCAACAUAGACAGACUGGAGGGAGAUCACCAACUCAUCCAGGAGUCACUUAUCUUUGACAACAAACAUACUAACUACACUAUGGAGCAUAUUCGUGUUGGCUGGGAGCUCCUUUUGACUACAGUUGCUCGCACUAUUAAUGAAAUUGAGACUCAAAUUCUGACACGUGAUGCAAAGGGCAUCAGCCAGGAGCAGAUGAAUGAAUUCCGGUCCUCUUUCAACCACUUUGAUCGGAAGAAGAAUGGGGCCAUGGAUUCUGAUGACUUUAGGGCCUGUCUGAUCUCGAUGGGUUAUGAUCUGGGUGAGGUGGAGUUUGCUCGGAUCAUGAUGCUGGUUGAUCCAAAUACUUCAGGCGUCGUGUCAUUCCAGUCUUUCAUUGACUUCAUGACAAGAGAGACAGCGGACACAGACACAGCUGAACAGGUCAUUGCUUCCUUCAGGAUCCUCGCUGCCGACAAGCCAUAUAUUCUGGCAGAUGAGUUGAGGCGAGAGCUUCCUCCAGACCAGGCAGAGUACUGCAUCAGCAGGAUGCCCCCAUACUCCGGCCCCGGGGCCCUGCCUGGAGCCCUGGACUACACUGCCUUCUCCACUGCUCUCUAUGGAGAGAGUGACCUUUAACUCUCUCAACAGCUCUGACCUUUUCGACCAAGUCUCUCUCAUUAACCAAGAAAAUUCUUUACCCAUUAGUAGAUCAACAACCUCAAGAAAUAAAAAAACAUGGCAAAUAAACAAAAUGAGCACAAUUUCAGUUUCAAUCUUAUUUGAUGUAUUUUGAUAAAUGAUUGAUAAAAAAUGUUGAAGUCAAUAAAAUGGAAUGCAGUCUGGAAGUGAAAAGAAUGCAAUGAAGGAAGCAAAAAAAUUAAAUAAAAGUGGUAAUUUAUCUGUCGCACUCCAAAAACUUUUCUCAUAAAUUGUCGGAUCCAAAGGCAUGGGGGACAUGGGGACAUUUUUCACUGUCCUUCAUGUAGGCUAUUAUGAUACAGAACAAAAUUUACAAAGAUUUUGUCACUUGAAUUACAAAAAAAAAAAAAAAAUCUGUAGUUACACUUAAAUUAAUAAUUAAGUAUGUUUAAGUAUUUUUUUGUUUUUGCAUUUUCCAGAACAAAAUCUAUUUUGUGUGGUAGUGUUAAACCUACAUUAUGAAAGAUUUGCACAUUUGAAAUAUGCCCAAAUUGAGAAACAUUCACAGAACCACUAUGCUUCUCUUGUUUUUUCUGUAGUGUACUAUAGUGUGGCCACAGGAACAGUAGCUCUUUCUCAACAACAUAAUCACCUAAAAACCUAACAGUGCCUGAUUUCAUAUACAGUAACAGUUUAUAUAAAUUGUGAUCCUUGACCUUCUCAGUAGAGAGUUUGCUAGAUAAGAGCACAAGCGCGUGAUUUGACGUUUUAAAUAUUGGGAAUGCUUCAACAAUUUCUUCAAUUUGGGGAUUAUAUUAAGUGUUAACGUAGGUACGUCUACAGGGCUUGUCAAAUAAAGAAAGCAAAAAAGAGAAAUUAUGAUAAAAAUACUAAAUUUACAAUUGUGGGUUAAAGUAUGUGAACCCUUUGGAACAAUAUACAAACACAGCCUGCUUAACACACAAACAAUUGUUUUCUUGUC